This is a messenger RNA of Ricinus communis (castor bean), 1716 nucleotides long. Its product is annotated as dol-P-Man:Man(5)GlcNAc(2)-PP-Dol alpha-1,3-mannosyltransferase. The record is from RefSeq and is a predicted model, not a curated record. Bases 231 to 1517 code for a protein of 428 amino acids. Lineage: Eukaryota; Viridiplantae; Streptophyta; Magnoliopsida; Malpighiales; Euphorbiaceae. Gene Ontology annotation, cellular component: endoplasmic reticulum. Gene Ontology annotation, molecular function: dol-P-Man:Man(5)GlcNAc(2)-PP-Dol alpha-1,3-mannosyltransferase activity. The transcript is spliced from 13 exons.
UUAAUUUUUUUUUUUAAUGUUUUCGAGUACAGGGGAUCAAAAGAGCUUCCGGUUAAAACAGAAGUCCCGACUCCACGACUUCGGCUGAAAAAGUAAAGAAAAAUCAGAUCCAACGGCUAACAAAUCAUAAUGAAAGUGAAAUAGAUACGAGAUGGUGCUUUAGAUAUCUUGAAAAUUGUUGUUAGCCAACAGCAAUCGUACUUACGCAUCUGUAAAAUCGUACCGGGGACAUGGCACUUAAAUCAGGGAGGAAGGUGAAACCGUCCCCAAGUUCCAAAGCUUCUGCCCUCAAACUCUUGAAAAAUCCGAAAAUAGCCUUUUCCUUGGCAUUAAUUGUCUUGGAUGCUCUCCUAGUUGCUCUUAUCAUCGCCUACGUUCCCUAUACAAAGAUUGACUGGGACGCUUACAUGUCACAGGUAACUGGAUUUCUUCAAGGAGAAAGGGACUACAGUAACUUGAAAGGUGAUACAGGGCCGUUGGUCUACCCAGCUGGCUUUCUUUAUAUUUACUCUGCCAUUCAAUAUAUUACAGGAGGGGAGGUCUAUCCUGCUCAGAUAUUCUUUGGCUUGUUAUACAUCAUUAAUUUGGGUAUCGUCUUAUUCAUCUAUGUGAAGACUGGUGUGCUUCCAUGGUGGGCUCUUAUCUUGCUUUGUCUCUCCAAAAGAGUGCACUCAAUCUUUGUACUGCGUCUCUUUAAUGACUGUUUUGCAAUGACACUUCUCCAUGCUGCAUUGGCCUUACUUAUUUACCAACGGUGGUAUAUUGGGCUGAUUUUUUUCAGUGGGGCUGUUUCAAUAAAGAUGAAUGUGCUUCUUUAUGCUCCCUCUUUAUUGCUUCUUAUGUUGAAGGCUAUGGAUAUUACUGGGGUGAUAUUGGCUUUAGCUGGUGCAGCGCUAGUGCAGAUUCUAUUGGGGUUUCCCUUUUUAGUCUCCUAUCCGAUUGCAUAUAUUUCAAGAGCAUUCAACCUUGGGCGUGUCUUCAUCCACUUUUGGUCUGUUAACUUCAAGUUCGUUCCGGAACAUGUUUUUGUAUCAAAGCAAUUUGCUGUCUCCUUGCUGAUUGCUCACCUUGGAUUGCUUGCAGCUUUUGCCCAUUAUAAAUGGUGCAAGCUUGAAGGAGGGCUUUUUAACUUUUUGCAUUCAAGAAUUUGGCGAUCAUCUGCUCUUACAAGUAUUAGUAGUUCCCCCAUUAAGAUUCUCAAGGAAGAACAUAUUAUGACAACUAUGUUUUCGGGGAACUUCAUUGGCAUUUUAUGUGCCCGCUCGCUGCAUUAUCAAUUCUACUCAUGGUACUUCUAUAGCUUGCCUUAUCUAUUGUGGAGAACGCGUUUCCCUACAUUGCUACGUUUGGUUCUGUUUGCAGGUGUGGAGUUUUGCUGGAACGUUUAUCCUUCCAACAUUUUUUCAUCUGCAUUGCUUCUAUGUCUCCAUUUAGUUAUCCUCUGGGGUCUGUGGUCAGCUCCAUCUGAAUACCCUUACGUGGAGGACAAAUUUUCGACCAGACAGAAGAACAGAUGAAGACCCUUUUUUCUUUCCUUUUCUUCGAGAUUUUAUUAAGGUGUCUUUUAUUGAAGUCUAAAUUAGUACAAAAUAUUACUUCUGAAUAGAAAACAGAGAGAAAAGGAUAGCAGCUGGAAGCUGGUGCUGUUCUUGAUUGUAUUGUCUUUUUCACUUCAAAUUUUGAAUGAGAAUUGGCGCUCCCAUUCCAUUUAUUAAA